Molecule: messenger RNA, 1651 nt
Organism: Suillus fuscotomentosus
Lineage: Eukaryota; Fungi; Basidiomycota; Agaricomycetes; Boletales; Suillaceae
Exons: 5
Coding region: 233-1462 (409 amino acids)
Molecular function (GO): protein binding
Source: RefSeq, a predicted model, not a curated record
GCCAACAGCGUAUAGUACUAGCUUUGAAUUCUGCUCUCUCACAUAGAGAUAUAGCUCCUGGUCAUGGCCCACUUAUCUCAAUCCAGUGUUGGCAAUGAAGAUGGUAUUGUGUUCGACAAGCCCCUCAAUUCAAGAGAUGUACAAUCCAUUGUAAAGGCAGAUAUCGUCCACCCAUUCUCCACUCUUCAUAGCACCGAGCUACCUGAAUCGACACGGGUUUGUGUAGCUUCGCAUGAAAGCACAAGGUAAAACCAAAGAAGCUGAAUCUCCUAUUCGACUGGAUCAGGCGAUAAGCCUAUUCGGUCCUUCAAGCUCCAAGCCACCACCGUUAAGCUCGCAGAUAAACAACAUUGGCGUGGAAAAGGCAUCAACGGUUCCUCAGAAAACUUCCCCAUGCGUAGACAAGGACGAUGCGAAGAGCUAUGGCAAGCUUAAGGAAAAGAGGAAGCCCCCUGGAACGACCGGCAACGAUACUGAUCAAGGACGUCCACUCAAGCGGGCUAGAUCUGAAUGUGCUAGUGCCAAAGAACACGAAGAUUUUUACAUCUUGGAUGCCAAUACUGUCAUCGAGGUUGAUGGGGUGCUGUUCAAGCUUCAUCGUUCGAGGCUAGUCACCAAGUCAUCAUUCUUCGCGCAGCUUCUUCAACAUGACCUCAAAGAUGAUUUUCUCGACAAUGGCGUGCGGGUAGAAAAUGAUGGCAAAGCGACGGUGUACCACCUCGGUAAUAUUACUACGGUGGACGACCUCGUGGCUCUCUUGAAAUUUGAUGAUAACCCAACCGAGUAUCACUUUCAACCUCCCCCAUUCUCAGUUGUCGCCCCUGUUCUCCGUGCUGCGACUGCCUUGCGCUUUGAGACAUAUCGUGUCUGGGCAGCUCGAGUUCUUGGGCAAACAUGUCCAUCCUCCCUGGCGGAUUUGACCCCCGAGCCGAUACAAAAUGCUGUGGAAAUUGUUGCCCUUCCACGCUCAUGUGAAGUAAAUAGCGUUGUGAAGUGUGCUUUGUACGAACUUGCCAGGACUCGUCGGAUUGGUCUGCCGGGGCUCGAACAGAUUGGCCAUGCAGACCAGAAAUGUGUGGAGCUCAUGAGAGAACUGUUGGUUACCACCUGGUCAGAGAUCGCUGUGCGAAUUGGCAUGUCGUCUUGCCAGCACGAUUGUGCGCCAAAGGCCGACGUGUUUUCCCCCAAGAAAAAGAAGAAGUCUUUUGCACCGCAAGAAACACAUUCAUGUUCCUUUAAAUCCGGCAAGCAACAGGCUACUUGGGAUAAAUGUGUCCAUGACUCUGGGCUGUACACAAAAUUUCUGUUCGAUUCAGUGUGCGGUGCCCAGGCAUUGAUCGACAUUCCAUGGGGGGAGGUGGGCUGGUGCUCGGAUUGCAUCCAGUCAAAACGAGCUACGUGGAGAAAGAUACAACAAAAAGUUUGGAGUGACAUGGACAAUUGGAUCCCUAGUAAUGUUUGAUUCUGGAGUAAGAUGGCUUUACACCAUUCCCGAAAAGACAAGACUGUCUGAGAUGCGGUACUCUUGUUUGAUGUUCCGAACCUAGUCACAUCUAUUCUGACUCAUCAGUAAAGGGUUUCACGAACAAUUUUAGGCCUCCUCUGCAACGAUCAUUUGCACGAUUUUACAGCAAUAUGCUUCAUUGUUCCA